This is a messenger RNA of Spirometra erinaceieuropaei, 10112 nucleotides long. The record is from the annotation of a GenBank genome assembly. NCBI's taxonomy places the organism in Eukaryota, Metazoa, Platyhelminthes, Cestoda, Diphyllobothriidea, Diphyllobothriidae.
AUGAACGAGAACGAAGAUUUCAACGACGAAUGUUUAAGAGAGCAUAAUCGAGUCAGAAGAAACCACAAUGUUAAGCCUUUACGCCACAGUCACGCACUUGAUCGAACAGCUCAGGAAUGGGCAGAUAAUUUACUGAAAAAAGACGUUGUAACAAAUAGCCCUUUGUCCAGCCGCGGCGAACUUGGCGAAAGUAUCAGUAAAAGGACAAGUACAAACAAUUCAGUCGAUAUUUCGGGUAAAAUAUUUUCCAAAUAACCGACUUAACUCUUUGCAGGAGCGGAGGUCGUUGCUCAGUGGUAUAACGACAUACAAAGUUACAAUUUUGAGACUGGGGCCGGUGCUGCAGGUUAAUAAGUCUUAUUUGUAAAUUCAAGAGACUACUGUUCUGUUCUUUUAUAGUGGUUUGUCAUGGCUAAAAUAUUUGCUCAUUUUAAUUAGACCGCGUUUACAAAGUAAGCUGUAGAUUAAUUGACAUACACUCGGUUAUUUGAUGACGGUCAUCACACGGUCAUAUCCCGAGCAAAGACUGUAAUGCGUAUAGUUAGGCUGAUUCAAAUUAUUGAUCUUAAAGUUAUGACUGAAAGAACACUUUAAUUAGGCAGGAUUGGUGGCAUGCCCCUUCAGAAUAUUAUGAUUUUCACUGUAGUCAAUCCGGAAGCCACAUGUAGAAUGUGUGUCAAAAGGGACGCAGAUUGUGUUUUGCGAAGAUGAUUAGAUGCGCCUUACUUUUAUAAGAAAAAGGACAAAAUUAGGAUUAAUCGUUAAACCAAGGUUUUCCGUAUCACUUGCAAAGAAAAAGCGUUUCUAUGGGUGCUUUAUUUCCUUGAUAAUUUAAGUAGUCACCAGGAUCUUCUCUGGUUGCUAAGUGCAACGUUAACCAGUUGGUCGCUGUCUGAUUUCGAGGAUUUGCAGAGUCCCUUGCAGUGAGCCUUCGCUUCAAAAAUCAUUAGACAGAUUUCUGCCUUAUUUUUGAUACCUAGAUAAAUAAGAUGGUUUUUGAAAAGGCAAAAAAACGCUCGCAUGCUUACAUUUCCCAAGACGGUUGAAGAGCUCUGUGACAGUCGUAUUCGGCAUGAGCAUGAGCGGCAAUAAAUAUUUGCUACAAACUUCGCACAUCUUACAACCGCGUUCGCAGCAGUCCUAAUACAUUUUACAUGUGUAAAAUCGGUUUCAAAUGUGUUUAUGUUGAAAAAGUGUAUUUUCUUUAGGAAAUUUUACACAGAUGGUUUGGGCUCGCACUCGUGAAGUCGGUUUUGGAAAAGCAAGCGCAAGGGGACAGUGUGUUGUUGUUGCUCAUUAUCGCCCACCUGGAAAUAUUCGAGGCCGAUACCUUGAAAAUAUUUAUCCGCCCAUAAGCGCUGAAGAACUUCAACCAAAACAGUCAAAUAUGGGUGAAAAAGGUACGUCCUUGAUAUUAAGUUUAAGCAAGGGUCAUAUAAAUGCUCAUAUAUGUGACAUCAAAGGUCUCGUAUUUCACGGGUUUAUGCUGUGUUUCUUUCUAUUCUGACGCUCAUUUCGGCGCUCCCUUAAGGUUUCUCAUGCAUCUCCAAAGCCGCAGAUACGUUCGGUUUGACAAAUAAUUCCCAAAAUAUAACAAAUCCGAAAAAAUACAUAUCAAAGCGCUCAUUAAAACACUCCUUGACCACUAAUCCAAAGCAAGUUAAUUCACCAAAUAUUUUAAUAGCCAAUUGAUAAUUUUUCGUAUAUUUACCACUGGUCUUUUUAGUCGCGUUUUUGUCAGUUCGCAAAGUUCUUCGGAAUUCUGAUGAAGAGACUUGCCCUACGGGGAACAAAUUACGGAUUUAAAUUAAGGAUUUGACUUUACGCUCCCUUAGUAGUUACUUCUGAGAUUUUUUAUAAGCUGGAUAUUACCCGAUUUGUACAUUCCGGACAGAAAAGUACAGUUACUGUGUGCUAACUAUUUUUUUGUUUAGAUUCAAAGGAAGUCUGGAAAAAGACGUUUACUGAGCGUGAAGUUGAUGCAAAAGGCAAUCAUUUUGAUGUUAAAAAGGAGGUAGUUGAAACAAAAGACAAAGAAGGAAACGUAAGUGAGAACUUGGAUUUCAUCGUAUUUUAUCCCUUACCCUAUAUUAAACAAAGCGUUGCUUUUAUAAAACCGCAAAUACUCCUGUUAUGCGUUUUAACACUUGCGCAUAAUUUCGCUAGAUGUUCAAAGUCUGUAAAAUAUGGAGGACCAAUCUUCGUUGCAAACGAGUUGCUCAACUCAAUAGCGCGGCGAAUUUGUCAUGCGGGUGUAUUUUUUGCUUUCAAACGAGUGCGAUGUAUGUAUUCUACUUCAUUUUACCGUUUUAUCUACCACACAUAUCUCGAUAACUUUUUGCAAAAUUUACAGAUACAUCGACGGGUUGUCAGUAGUUACACGAAUUGUGAUCCAUUUUCAAUGAAUACUCCAGAAACCACGAAAUCAACCACUCCGAGUGAAAGAAUCGUAAGUUUUUGCAACUAUUUGCAGUGAAUGUUAUUCUAGCGACCAAAGCCAAUUUUGGAAAUAAAACGAUGGUGCUUUUAUGACGAAACGCUACUUAGCAUAGGAAAAGGUCAUUUUAAUGGUCCGAUGAAUCUUUUUUAUUUGUGAGUGACUAGUGUUUUUUCGCGGAUUUCAUAAAAAGGAUAUCGCGAAAGGUAUUCUUUUAUGGACCCUAAAAGGGACUUUUUCUCACAUGUACGACAUUUUGAUUGUCGCUUUUAGUUGUAUUCAACAGCAACGGCAGCAGCACCACCUCUGUCAUCAAUCAAACACGAGGAGUUUGUGCAAGAAAUUGUGGCAACCCAUAACUGGUAUAGAGAAAAGCACGGAUCCCCAGACCUCGUCCUGAGUUCGGUAGGUUAACAGUCUGCGUCAUCUUUCCUCAACGCUGGAGCACACAAAAGUCGUUUAACCAGCGUACUAAGUUUUUUCAUAAUAAGAGACAGAGAAAUUUUAUACUUUUGUGACAACUACACGUGUGCUCUGUAAGAGUACUGACUUCUGCAUGUGCGCAAUGUGUGUGUAUGCUAAAUGUGCGCCUCUCAUGAAGGGCGUGGUGCAAUUUACGUGUUUGCGCGGGCUAGCGCGAAUUGUUGUUGUUCCUAGUAAGUCGGAGGGUGACACUGUCGCGCCUUGGCAUACAGGGCGUCGUCGUUCAGGUCCAGCGAGUGUGAAAAUAGAACAAAUACUUCCUGGCGAUCAAACGCGCAUCUUGACUCCAAAAAUCGUAGGUGCACGUCAACUGCAACGACCUGCAGUAUUGAAAGAGUGCGCAAGUCAAGACGCAGAAGCAAAGAAACUGUCGAUUACGAAGCCACCGAGUUACAGUCUCGGAUAACUGAACAGCGGCCUAGUGAGCAGUUGCAAAGUUUGAAUUUCAGAGGGCUUCUGGAACUAUUUUACUUAAAUACUUGCACACCAAAUCAGUACUGUGCUCUGCCCUCGCUCAUCUCUACAAUACACCCCCUCUCCUUCAAAUGCCAGCGAACAAGUUUUGAACCGGUCAUCGUACGCUUCAACCUAUUGGCUCAAGACGACUAUUUGAACUGGCUGCAGAACAUCACACUUAGGUUGCCUGAACUCUAAACUUAUUAUAUCUGUAUUUCGCCUGUCUGCUGCAUAUUGCGGAAGGUAAUGGACUUACAUGUUUUAUUUACUUUUAAGUAACUGGGUCCCAGACUAUCGUUUUAUUGCCAGCGAGAGACUGUAUGGUUAACCCUAGCGUCCAGGCUCUGGCCUGACUACUGGAAAAUUUGACAGGGUGAGAUAGGAGAAGAGCGGUAACCGACCUCUAGCGUGUGUGAACACAUAUGCUGGUGGGGGCUCAGAGAAUAAGGUUUGGGACCGGUAGUAAUAGGUUGUGGCUACAUAUGUCGCAUCAGAGGGAGUAUAGACAGUUACUUGAAGGUCUGCUGCUCAGAAGAGAUUGAACCGUCUACCUCGCACGCACUGACCGUCAGGAUAGGUGCAUGCACUAAGAAAUGUCGUGGUACUUUGUUGAUAGUCAGUCUUUUCAUGACCAUAGUGCUCACUCAUGGCGCGCAACUUCGGUCGAAUACAUGACAAGUUGGGCCCGUGUCUGAUUUUAAAUAAUGAUCCUCAAAUUCCAAUUAAUGCUGACAGUACCUGGCAACUCGCACGACUAAAUGUUUAUUGGAUCCCCCAGGGUCGAAUGCAGGCCAAGUCAAAGUCUUGUGUUUUCCUACAGGAACCAGUUAGACUUUACACUUCCAGGUCCAUCUAUAGCUCAUCCUUUUGAAGAUAAGGUAAAGUGGUUUACGGAAAGGUAACAGGCAAUUUUUCAAAACAUUUUCGCUUAACUUUGGAAAAGGUUGAAGAGAAAAAGCUUACCGCAGCCGUAAGAGUAAGGGCAUUCUGCGCAAAGGUAGAUCCAACAGUUUUUAACAACCGCCAGUUUUUGGCCGUUAUAAUCAAAGCUGGCGUUCCCAUAUCAGUGAAUGUUUCCACUGAGAACGGUUAAAGGGUCGGUGGACGAAGAACGUUUCUCUCACCAGGAGAAGUGUUUCGGUGUGGACCUCAGAAAUGUAGAAACUGAACAGUCUGGAAACGGAACAGGAGGUCGCUUUUGACUUAAUUUUUGUCUUAUUCCAAAGAAGAGUUGUUUUCGGAAUAAGCAGAACCUGGGCAAGACUAGUUUUAUUUGUCUGCCUGUCAAAACCUGUCGUUUAGAGAGGUUUAAAUUACUACAGACCACACAAAACCUAUAUUUUAGACAGGAACUAAUGAUAUUUUGCACCCGUUUGAACAGUAAAACAAAAAUUCACUCACACUUAUGUAUGUAUAUGGCUAGAAAGCAUAAUGGCGGGACUUUUGCACAAUGAUCGGAAAUGCAUUUCGUCGCCACAUAUAUUGACGGAAAUUUACACAUAGAAAGUAGGUCUUUUACAUUAUAAAGACAAAUCCGUGAUGGUUUGUUUUAGCGCCUUUCUAAAAUGGCUCAAGAAUGGGCGGAUUACCUUGUGGACGAGAUCUGCCUUUCCAACAGCGGAUUUACAAUAGACGGCGUGCGUCUUGGCGAGAACAUAAGCAGUCGAUGGUCAAACGGAACAUUCGAUGAAAGCGGUAGGCGAAACAACUUUCAAAUUAAAAUUCAAGUGUUUUUGGGGAAAAGUUAAGUAAAAUCUAUUGCCCACUACAGCAAAAUGUGAAUUUAUGUCGAAGCAUAUAGCUGAACCGUCAUUCCUUAAUGGCAUAAAAACAACUGGACCUGUACAUCUGAGCUUUCUUACACGGGCAUCCAUACGAAACUGAAAGAAAGCAACUGCAGCAUUCAGGGUAAUUUCUUUGUCCUAGGUGAUUAAGGGUAAUAAACGUUAAAAAUGAUAUAAUUUAAGGUGAUGUAGAAUUAUUUAGUUAAUAUAUUCCGAAGGACAACUUCUUCCUCUUAUAGAGCGUCAAAGCAAUUUCCAAAAUCAUAAAAUGUAAAUAUGAAACAUGCUAGUGUCUCUCCAAUCGAAAUUCUACACAGUUUAUAAUUUAAUACACACCUUAAUUUUUCGGUUAAUGUUUCAAAAAGAGUUUGUCGUUUAAAAGAAACGUAGCGGGGGUAAAUGUCCCGGUCACGAAACACUGGCUUAUUUUAAAACCGGUGGCUUUUGUUUCAAUCGCAAAUAAAUGCCAGUUUACAAGAGUAAAUGUACUCACCUUAGGAAGCAAAAGGUUAACUGCUGUUUCAGAAAGGCCCUUUUGUUCUGGGGAAAAUUUGCGUUCUAAACUACUUUAAAAACCUCUCCAAGCCUUGGCCGAGGUAACAAUUAUUUUACACUUGCAAAAGACUUCAUGAUCUCUUUAAAGCGUUGCAUGGGAAUUUCAAUGAUAUGCGUUUGAAGCGUCCCAACGCACUAUUCUGCAAAUUUGAAGCGGUAUCGUGUAGUACGACGUUUCGUGGCAAAACUCUCUAAGAUUAUGCUAAUUUAUGAGCAUUUUAAAAAUUGGGCGAUGUUAUUUAAGGCUACGGAAGAAACUGCUUGGGUAAAGAUGGUCGUUUCAAAGAGGAAGACAAAGAAAAAACACGGAGCUGCAGAUAAUGGGAAGAAUUAUUUCACUGGAGCAUUCUUUGCCAAUGAUAUGGAAGAAUAAAUGAAGAUGUUUGAAAACACAGGAUGAGCUUAUUUUAGAAAAAGGCAACAAGAAGUGAUACCUUAUUGCCACUGCGUAAAAAGUAGGAAAACUUGCUUAGCGAGGAGACAUGCGACGAUAUAAACCACCUAUUUUGUACGUGCUCAGAGGUUUUAAGAAUGGUUGACCACCUCAAUACAAGCAAAACUGCCCUUCCUAGUGUGCGGUUUAGUAAGAGGAGGCGCAAUCCCUGGAACAGGGGUUGUUUUCGACCGGCAGUAUUUAGGGCACGUUGGUACUAUGGCACUGCAUACCAUUCGAAUUUGGCGGCUCGUAUUCUGGAACUUCAAGCGAAUGUAUAUCUUUUUCUAGCGAUCGCGGUCCUUCCUUGCAGUCCACGUUCUCCCUAUGAAUCGUUGCAGUCAGCCUUCUUCAGAAUAACAAUAAUUUUGUUAAAUUGCGAAGACAUUACCAACGAAGACAAGGAAGACUGGAAUGGACAUUUUUGGCUUAUUAGUUGCCGUCAGCCGGUCAAACCCAAUCCCGAGGUGUGUAACAACUGGAACUCGAUUCCGCGGCCUGGUCGUUAGGAGUCCAAGGCACCUAACCACUGGGACACGAACUCAUUGUGUUGUCGGUUGCGAUCGGGUAUAUAUAAAAUGGUAGAAGGGUGCUCACAGAUCGCGCGACGAAACUCGUCCCGUCAUGCUCCCUCUCGAGCCCGCCGGCAGCCGCUAAGCGGGCGUGAUAUAGGAAAAAUAACAUUACCGACAAAGACAAAAGGCCGCUGGCGGGGAUCGAGAGGUGACCUCAAGGCGUAACGGGACGCCUGAAUUCUGUAGCGUGAUCGGUGAGUGCUCUUCUACCAUGAUCCUAGUAAGCGCAUACGAUCACCAGCCGUGUUCGAUAACCUGUUUGAAGACCUCCCAAAAUUUCCAAUACUAUUUAAACGUUUGCUCGUAUUCAGUUUAUCUGCAAACUAUAGAUUAUACCGUGUUCGUAGUGACCCCUUAAAUUGCUUACAUAAUUUAUUCAAAUACAAAGCCAUAUUCUCUUUACUUUGUUUAUCGCGUCUAAAGCCAGCAAAGAUACUCAUUGUGGGACUUCUGAGGGACUUGUUAAGGCUUUAACCUGCUCUAGACAGUUUGCAGAGGGUCAUGUAGUGUGUAUUCAGUAUAGAUACAUUUUAACGUGCACGAACGUGUUGCUAGCGUUUUACGAUGACAGAGUGUAAAAGCAUGGCAUUGUAUUGUGUUACGCGGGUUAUAGUUUUGGGGCGUAAGCUAAAGGAUGAAUAUGCUUUUGGAAAGAUAUAUAGCCGAAAAUCUAGUUUCUUUUGAUUAAUUUAAGUUUUCGUUCGUGAUAUUUUCUGCGAUUUCAAGGUACUUUAUAUUGGUUUUAGCAAAUAUAAUCAUAAACAUUAGUCGGCAUCAAGAAUAAACUGCUAAGUGAGAUAUUGCGCAAAAGAGACGGCAUCGCUUUUUCCUUGACAGAUAUAUGUUUAGCUUCACAGACUAUGGGCAAAGACUGUUUUUUUCCUUUAAUGUAAGGCGAUAAUUUGUAAUCGAUGGUUUUGGGUCUUGUAAGAUAGCUGAAGGCGCAUUGUGAUAAUCACUACCUAUCUUUUUCUAUGAAAUGCUACUUCAUUUUGAAAAUUCGGGAAAGCGAUUUUGUUCGCCUUGAUUAUUGAUACUAAAUACUAAGUAGCACCUUUAUUCGAUUUCGCUUCUUAACCGUUUUUAUCUUUCGUUGACAACUACGAUCGUUUUUUUUGCAUGAGUGAUGCCAAAUAGAGCUAAUUUCAGAGUAUUUAAUGGACCACAAUUUCACUGGCCAAUCUUUUUACUGGUAGUUAAUAUGGUAUCGGCGAGAACGAUUACACCUGAGAUGUAGCUGAUCUGUUUUAAAUAAUGAACAAAGCAGACCAAUAAGGCAUGCGAGUGACACUCAAAUUCUGCAGAUUGUUCUCCGAAAAGGCCCAUAUAUGGCAAAUGGACGCAAAUAUUCAGAAAAACUACCUAUGGACUUUUAGUUUGCCUCAAAAGAAGACAGAAACUUCAAAUUUGUGAGAAUAUCGCAGAAACAGACUAUUUUUAUUUCCAAACUACGGAUAAAAUAACCACUCUGGUCGAAUACGAAAGGGGAACGUUGAGUGUAAGAGAGCUGUCAAUAGAUGUACAGGUUUUGGAGACAAUUUAGUAUGCGAGACCCAUAAAUCUCGUUCGGAUAGAGAAGCAUAUGCGGGCUUGUUAAGAUACAUGAUCAUCUUUUAUAACUCCAGUACAAGAAUUCUGCUAUUGCUGUUUGCGUGAUUUCCUGACGAAUGUGGGUUUAAAACAUCUUUUUACAGCAAAGGACGUCGUAGACAACUGGUAUCAGGAAGCAACUCGUUUCAAAUACGGAACAGAACCAACAAGCAUUCAGGGAAUCGGUAAGUCGACUGAGUGAAUGUUGCAGUUUUUCACUAGCAUGGACUACGCUUUUUGCUUUGGCUUUGUUGUAGAAAGGUGUACUUUGAAGGUGAAGUAGUUUUAAGAGCUGCAAAAAUUUCCAUGGAAGGUUCCAGUUGGCGAGAAUACACAUGCUUUCGGCAAAUUGUCGUCGGGCUAGUGCAUUUAUAUGGAAUGAAAUAAAAACAAAACAUGCGAGAUAAAAGAAGUCAAUUACAGUCCGUCUUGCCAUAUGCUUGUGUUGUAGGAACAUGGGGAGGAAGAAAAAAGAGACGAUGAGUUAGAGAGCAGCGAAAGUUAGAGUGACGAGGGAGAGGACGCGAGGGGCACAUGCAGUUAACCGCCCUUUGGUUACGGUAGGCGUAAAAUUUGUGCGUUUUAAAACGUAGUAGAAACAAUUCGCAAAGUUGGCUAAUUGCACUUAGUCUUCGCGGCUUUUAACUUUGUAAGGACUGAUUUGAAAAUGCAGUCGCAUUUCGAAAUUAUUUUUGGCCUAAUCGAAUCAGUAAUGGCGAGAGGUCAUAGAGAUAUUGUAAAUAAUAUGACAAGGAGCAGGAAAUUAAGCAUCAAACUAAACGAAAGUGCAUUAUAGCAGUGCAUAGCUGAGUUUGACAGGAAACCAUAUAACCACACAUUUCCGCUGAAAACUUUGUCUACUGUUUUGCACAGCUGGCAUGCGUUGCUUCGUUAAAUAGGGGAAUGAGCACCCAGUGAGAGAACAGAAGUCGAAAAUUCGAUCCAACUAGGAUCAUAUGAUUUUGAGCCGAGUUACACCUCUCCUACCCACUGUCUGAUACAACAAGGGUAUUGAUCGCUACCAACAUAAUGUCUCAAAACGUUAAUUGGCAGUGCCAGUUUUGCAAAAUGCGUCCAGUUAGGGGACAGCUAAACACCUGCUUUUAAAAUUUUCCUUUGAGAAGUCGCUGUCUCACUUUAACUGCGUGGCGAAAUUAGAAUAUACUCUUUGUAUCUACUGGGAGAAUGAGCUACACAUUUAAAUUUUAAUGCAAGUUGCUGAGAGCCAACAUUCAGCACUUCACUGAUCGUAUACUUUGCACGGUAACCAAAAUACUGUUAAGGGGUUAAAUGUGUUUAAAUAUACAACGAACCUAAACAAGGUGUUUUUUUAUCAGUGUAUGUUUAAGCUAACUGCUUAAACAGAUGCCUUUUUAGAAAGGAUUUCUGCUGUGUAUUGAAUAUAUUAAAACAUUGGGCAAUCCCUUAGUAAAUGUGAGCAGUGGGUUUCAAACGAAGUAGAACAGAGUCAGCUCUUCUGAUAAUCUGGUCAGAAUAAACCAGACAAUCUUAAAAUAACCACAUUAACCACGAUUUCUGCAGGCAACUUUACUCAGUUGAUCUGGGCCUCUUCGAGAGAGAUCGGUGUGGGACGGACUAUUCGUGUCUCCGGUCCGGAUAUUGCCGUGGGCGGUGUGUCUGUCGAAGGCUCUGAGAACGCUGCCUUCUCGGCCAAAACGGUCGUUGUCUGUUUUUAUUUCCCACCAGGCAAUAUAACAACAAAGUUCUGCGAGAAUGUUCAAUCCCCGAUGCAUGAAUCGACUAACUGUGGAUCGGUUUCGGAAACAGAAAGAAUCUAA